Molecule: messenger RNA, 729 nt
Organism: Entamoeba dispar SAW760
Lineage: Eukaryota; Evosea; Mastigamoebida; Endamoebidae
Exons: 1
Coding region: 1-729 (242 amino acids)
Cellular component (GO): mitochondrion; cytoplasm
Molecular function (GO): deoxynucleoside kinase activity
Source: RefSeq, a predicted model, not a curated record
AUGAACUGUGAAUACAAAUGGUACAACUCUUGCAAGAAGAAUCAUUAUUUCCUAUGUGGUGGAGUAGCUGUGGGAAAAACAACUGUAAUGAAAGAACUGUGUAACAUUAUUAAGACGAGAGUGAAAACAUGUUUUAUCAAAGAAUACAUCGACUUAGAUUUCAUGGGAGAAUCUUUAUUACAACGACUGAAAGAAGGAAAGAUGUCGAAUUUUGAAUUCCAAUCCUAUGUAUUGAAUUGCUUUGAAACUCAGUUACGUUCAAAAGAAUAUUCAGAAGCAGUAAUAGUCGUUUGGGAAAGACAUCCUGAAGAAGCACUUAAAAUUUUCUGUUCAAGCCCCAACGCAUUAACUAUUUCAGAGAGAUACGGAUUAUUAGAAAAACUUGCAAAACUAAAGAAAACAUUUGACAUACCAGAAAUUUCAGACGACACUUCUUAUUUAUUUAAGAUAAACACUUAUUAUUAUGGACCAAGAUAUAUAGCAGAAUCGAUUUAUACCCAACAAAUGAUACCAAGAAUAUUUGAUAAAGGAAAGUCCAAUUAUUUCUAUUUGUUAUACUGCGAUCCAGUAGAAGAACAGUUAAAGAGAAUAAAAACGAGAGGCAGAAAAGUUGAAAUAGCAACUUAUAAAAACGUCUUUGAUUUGGCACCAAUCAACGAUGCUUAUGAAGAUUUAUUCGAUACGGUACUCUUCUUAAAGGGACAAAACGAAGACGGACAAGCGGAAUAA